AUGCGCCACCGGUUUUCCUCGCAGACCCCCACUGGAAAGCUCCGCAGGCAGAAUCAAAGCAAACUGCCACAGGGUCUCAGACACAGAGAAAGUAGCAGUAGCUGGCUGUGCCAGAGCCCCUACAUUGGCGGCCCCUCAAAGGGCGCACCCCAACUCCCCAGCCCUUCCAUCACUUUCAGCGACUCCUCAGCCAGCCUCACCCAGAGGAAAGCCAAGGCUCUUGGUCCCGAGUUUAUCAGGAUGGCUGACGAACCUCAGGUAGUUCUGGAGCUACCCGGAUCCAUAGUGUCUAAGAAGGGCAGGUCUUGUUCGUCGCAGAGAGAGGUCAGUGUGGUGUUGCCCAGUGGUCAGUCUGUAUUGGUCAGAUGUGACAUAAAGUCCAGAGGGAGGGACGUGUUCGACAUGGUGGUGGCUCACGCUAACCUGGUAGAGCACUUCUACUUCGGACUGGCCUUCAUCGACGAUGAUGAAUAUUUCUUCUUGGACCACGAGACGAAAAUCUCUAAAGUUGCUCCUGACAGUUGGAAGAAAGUGGUGUCGACCUCUUUUCUUGUUUUUCUACGGAUCAAGUUUUUUGUUGAUGAUAUCUCCUUCAUAUUACACAGGGUGACUCGUCACCAGUACUACUUGCAGCUGCGGAAGGAUAUCCUAGAGGACAGGUUGUACUGCAACGAGGAGACAGGCAUGUUCCUGGCAGCUCUCGCUCUACAGGCUGAGUUUGGGGACUACAUGUCUGAGUUGUAUGGCAAGAACUACUACCAGCUGGAGCAGUAUGUGUCUAAGAAGAUGCUGGAGAAGAUGGCUCUGCCCACUCUAAAGGAGGAGUUGCCACGAUUACAUGCCAACAAUACCCAGAUGCUGCCAGAGGAGGCAGAAACCGAGUACCUAAAAAUUGCCCAGCAGCUUCCAGAGUAUGGGAUGGUGUUCCAUCGGGUAGGCCGGGAGAAGAAGCCUGUGGUGGGGGAGCUGGUGCUGGGAGUCUGUGCCACAGGAAUCAUCAUCUACGAGUUGAAAAACCACCUCCGCACUGUCACACGGCGAUUCCUCUGGAAGGAGACCGAUACCAUCUCCGCCAACCAUCGUAAACUGACCAUAGAGUGUGGUGGUCCCAGUGGUAAGAAGCACAUCUUUGUGACAGAGAGUUCUAAGAUUGCCCAGUACCUCGUCAGUCUCUGCUCCGGGCAGCACAAGUUCCACAGCGAGAUGAGUUCCAGGCAACUCAGCCACAGCAUUGCUCAAGAUGAGAACAUUGAGAGGUACCAGUCUAUCUGUCGGACGCGCGACUCCCGUAUGAAGCGUCUUUCAUGUUCUGAGGUCGUCCUGAACAACCUCGGCCACCGCGAGUCGUUAAGUAAGUCGUGUGAUGAAAUCACGGCGAAGGUGGAGGCGCGUCUAAGGCAACAGAGAGAGUUGAGGGAGAUGAACAGAGAUCUACCCGAGCCAUGCCCACUGUCAGAGAUGAAGGAACAGCAGGCCUGGAGUACUCCAGAGCCCAUCCCCAGAAUCAUGUCCAGUCCCUCGCUACAGAAACAUGACUCUGAGGGCUUCUCAGAUGCCCCCUCCACAACCUCCUCCAUACGAGUAGACACUCCAACCAGGGGUUCUCCAGAGAGAGAGAUCAUCUGUCUGGUCCUAAGGAAAGACCCUAAACUGGGCUUUGGGUUUGUGAUAGUGGGGGAGAACAACACAGGGAAACUGGGCCUGGGAAUCUUCAUAGCCUCCAUCGUACCUGACGGACCAGCAGACAGAGAUGGCAGAAUCAGACCAGGUGGUUGUCUGAUCUCUCUAAAUAAGAUCAGUCUGGAGGGCGUCACGUUCACUGACGCAGCAGCCAUCCUCCAGAGCUGCCCUGAUGAGGUGGAGCUCAUCGUCUCACAGCCCAAAUAUUCUCUGAGGGACAGUAAGACUUCUCUGGCCCCCAGUACUCUGAAUCUGAUGUUGGAGAGGGGCAUUGGGUCCCAGACCACCUUGAGUGGAACAGAAUUCCAUCCGGCCAUGGAGGAGCUGGAGGAAGCACUGGCUCUGUCCAACAUGGCUACACCUAAACAUGGCAAGAGACUCCACAUCCCUGUGGUCCGGAUCCUGGAUGCUCAGGAUGUGUGUUCCAGGUCUCCCUCUAUCUGCAGUCUGAGAGCCGGGGAACAGCUGGUUGUGGAGCUGAAGAAGGCUAACGGCAACCUGGGCAUAAGUGUAGCUGGUGGAGUGAACACCUGUGUUCGUUACGGGGGGAUAUACAUCAAGAGUUUGGUGCCAGGGGCCGCUGCUGAGCAGGACGGACGCAUUCAGAUAGGUGACCGACUGCUGGAAGUUGAUGGGUCCAACCUACGAGAUGUAACACACAAACAGGCCGUGGAAUGCCGACUGCUGGAAGUUGAUGGGUCCAACCUACGAGAUGUAACACACAAACAGGCCGUGGAAUGCCUGAUGAAGACUGGAGAGGUGGUGAGUCUGCUUCUAGAGAGGCAGCCCCAGGUGGUGUUGGAGGCGGGAGCAAAUCGCCCCCGCUCAGCUUCACAGAGCCAAUCAGGAAGCCUCAGGAGAGACAGCUCCAUGGAGAUGACCUUGAGUGGCAAGACCAAGGACUACAGCUUUGUCACUGAUAACAACACUCUGAAGGUGCUGUUGAAGAAGAGUCUGUGUGGUUUGGGCUUCAGCUUCUACAUCAGUGAGUUGAACAGUGGUUCUGACCAGGGCAGCAGUGUGGUGCGGAUCAAAACUCUUUUCCAGGGUCAACCAGCCAAGGAGUCAGGACAGAUCAGAGAAGGAGACGUCAUAUUGGCUGUUAAUGGACAGUGGGUCAAAGGCCUCAGCUACCAGAGGGUGUUGUUCCUGCUCCGUGGGCCUCCAUCUGAGGUCCACCUGACGCUCUGCAGACCUUCUCUUGGAGUACUGUCUCAACUGGACGCUGACACACUGGUUCCUUUCUUGUCUCCAAACCGUGGGGUGAGGUCCAAGUCUCUAGACAUCAGGUUAGGGGAAGAUUAUAGCCAGCUACUCAAGUUACAGGCACACCAGAACCACCAGUACAACCAGGAAAACCAGGCCCAGAAGGGGCCAAUGCAGCCAUCACAAGUCCAGGACCAAGCCUCCAGGCAGGCCAGCCAAACAGCCAAAUCCCCUGAGCCCUCUGGAGGUCCGAAGACUCAACAGAGUCAGGAUAGUCAAGACAGCGAGAUGGACGUAGCCGAGAACCAGCCCUCCUCACCCUCUCCCACCCCUCCCUCACCCCCUUCCCCCAUCUCCCUCGCCAGCAGAAGUGACGCAGGAGACAGUGAAGAGUUGUCGGUUGUGGACGAGGAAGUCUCCGAAGAAAUUAGCUUGGCAUCUGUCGGGUCCAAGACCAGUGCUAGUCCCGUGUACCCCAGUGGCAUCAGAGAAGAGGCGGACGGCAGUUUGACAUACUGCCUUAUGGGUGAUGGAAUAACCAUUCUGGCUGAUAAAGAGUACUUGACCAUCAGUUCGACUUCGGACAGUCCCUCUAGCCUCACCUCAAACACCUCAUGUACCCCCAGUGUGGCUCCACACACUACCUCUUAUACCCCCAGGACCAGAUCCACCACCCCUACUAGUUUCCAAUCCACCUCCCCCAAUAGUACUUCCAUCCCCCACAGCUUGUCCUCGCAAACUACAAGCACAACAAACCACAAUUUGUCCUCGCAAACCACCUCUGUCCAUCAGACACCAUCUCAGCCUUCCUCUAGGCCUACAUCCAACCUUUCCUCUAGGAUGUCUGACCUCAACAUCAGCCCAUCGGUGCAUCCUCCCCAGCCCCAGCAUGCUACACCUCCUCCUCCUCCCAGCCUCUCCUUCCAUACCUCCAACCCCAACUCCAGGACCUCUGAUCGCAAACACAGCAUCCCCUCAGAUCGCAAGUACAGCAUCACCUCCGAUCGUAAACACAGCAUCACCUUCAAGACUACCAAUGCCUCCAACAUCACUAGUUCAGUCGUCCAAUACCAUCCCCAGCCCCCUGACACCUUUCCCCCCUCGCCACCCCCCGCACGCCACCUCUCUCCCAAGCCUCCCCUGUCCUCACUCUCUCCCCCCAUUCAGGCUGCACCUCUCCCACACCCUACCUGGAGACAGGAAACCGAAGGGGAGGAGGAUGAAGAUGAGGAUGAGGAAGAUCCCAGAAAAGGCAUGAUGAAGGAAUUUGAGAUGUGUGUGGUUCUGACCAAGUCGUGGAGCGGUAGUUUUGGGUUCACCAUCACACGCAGCAAACUGGAUGCCUGCUACUACAUUCAGGACAUACUGGACAACCCUGCUAAGACUGACGGACGGCUCAGACCAGGGGACAGACUAGUCACGGUCAACGGCCAGGAUGUGACGAAUGUGACAGAUGAGGUUGCCAUGUCGAUCCUGAGGUCGUCUCCUAGGAGACUGAGUUUGAUCCUGGGGAGGGCGGUGACCAACCUGAUAGCUCCGCCUUUUCCAGACAACCUGCAAGACAUCAUACUGCACAAGACACCCACUGGACAGCUUGGUAUAAAGCUGACAGGUGGUAUAGGCAGCAAGUGGCAGGGGAUCUACUGUCUGGAGGUGGUUCCUGGUUCACCUGCCUGUGAGGAAGGCAGCGUCCAACCAAACGACAGGAUCCUGUACAUCUGUGGCCGAUGCACCAUGGGAAUGACUCUGGAGGACGCUGUCAAGGCAUGCGAGAACGCUCCACGCAAAGUGAAACUCAAGGCCACCAGAGAUGACCAGCCUGUGACUCCCAAAGCCAAGAGGAAUGCUAAAACCGUGCCCGAGACCACUGGGAAAUUCAGACCACCUCUCUCUCUCACCUCCGAUCAAGACAGCUGUAUCUUGCAGAUAGAUGUGUGUAAGCCAGAGAGAGGGGGGCUGGGCUUUGCUCUGAUUGGAGGAUGCAACGGAAGCACGCUCAGGGUGAAGGAGAUCUGCGCUGGAGGCGUGGCCCAGCAGGAUGGGCGGCUCAGAGUGGGAGACAUACUGCUCGAGGUGAAUGGUAUAAUAGUAUCAGGUCUGAGCCACAGUAAGGUGGUGGAUAUCCUCCGUAAGGCUGAGGGAAACGUCCAGCUCACCAUCUGUAGAGACAUCAUACCACGGGCAAACACAGCAUCCUGCGCUGAUGCAUCCUUCUCUAUGGUCUUCCCUGGAGACAAUAUGGCCAUCUGUCCUGGAUCCAAUAUGGCCUCUUGUCCUGGAUCAAAGAUGGCCCCUUGUCCUGGAUCAAAUAUGGCCUCCUGCCCUGAAGUCAACAUGGCUACCAGCACUGGAACAAAUAUGGCCUCGUAUCCUGGAUCACAUAUGGCCACCUGCACUAGAGACAACAUGGCCUCCUGCACUGGAUCAAAUGUGGCAGUCUACAUCGAAGCCCAUAUGGCGGACAAAGCCAAGCCUUUCUCCAACCCUUCUGCCUGCUCCUCAAAUGAUGUCCAGCAGGAGGACCAUCCCCCUGAGGAGACUUCAGAUCCAGUACCUGAUGUAGAGAAGGGCAUUAUCCCACUUUCUCCCCCCCACCCCUCACUCCGCCUGCAGGCCCUGACAGAGGAGGACAUGGCUGGACAGGAGAGCUGUAACAGUACACCCUCUCAUCUGGCUUGCUGCCUGUCCAGCAAGAGUAUGACUGACUUGCUCCAUGAAGCCUCGGACAGGAACCAAAUCCCUGUGACGCCAUUGGACGAAACCAUGAUGGGCAGCAAGAACAGCCAAUCAGACGGCUGGAGCAGCGAGGAUGAGGAUGAUGAGACAUUUGAAGCUAAUGGUCAUGAGACCAUGUCACCCUUCUCAGGUCCACCUAUAGUAUCAGAAGAAGAGUUGGUCAGCCUAGCCAUGAUCAGUCCAGCUAAGACCAGUCAAUACGCUGGGUCCAGAGUGAAAGCCCUCAUACAGAUACUACAACAUCAACUAGACCAGCAAGAACUGGUCCGAGAGUUCAUGGCCUUGGAGCAUCUAAAGCCGUCUGAUAACUGUCUGGUGGGGAAAGCUCCGGAGAACCGGGAGAAGAACCGCUACCGGGACAUCCUGCCCUAUGAUAAGACGCGUGUUCCAGUGGGUGAUAAUCAGGACUAUAUUAAUGCCAGUUAUAUCCAUAUGGAGGUUGGCAGUGAUGAGUUCAUCUAUAUCUCCUGCCAGGGUCCUCUGCCCUCCACCGUGCCCGACUUCUGGCAGAUGGUCUGGGAGAACAGGUCUGAUGUGAUAGCCAUGAUGACCCAGGAGGUGGAGAGAGGCAGGGUGAAGUGUCACCGCUACUGGCCAGAGAGGGUGAGCUGUCCCCUAGACACGGGACGCUUCCAGCUCAGCCUGGAGAACCAGCAGAUCAUGGAAUACUUCCACAUCAAGAUCAUCCGCAUGGUGGAGAAAGAGUCUGGGGAGACCCACUUUGUCCGUCACCUGAAGUUUAUCCGUUGGCCUGACCACGGUGUGCCGCAGUGUUCAGAGCAGCUGGUCAGAUUUAUCCGCUACCUCCGAGCGGUCCACCAUAAAGGACCUGUUACUGUUCACUGUAGUGCUGGGAUAGGACGAACAGGAGUACUGAUCUGCACCGAUGUCAUCCUGAGUCUCAUAGAGAACGAUCUCCCGAUCAACAUCAGUAACAUUGUGAGGGAGAUGAGACUGCAGCGAUACGGCAUGAUUCAGACCAAGGAACAGUACCUGUUCUGCUACAAGGUAUGGUUGGAGGUUCUACAUCACAUCCUGCAGCUGCACGGUAACCAAUGGCAACCAGAGAGCCCCCGCGAACUUAAUAUGAGCCCUCGCGCACACAGUAACCGAUGGCAACCUGAGAACCCCUGUGAAGAUAAUCAAUUUGUUUGACCAGUUACUUGCCCCCCCCCGUUAGCAGUUGAUUUUGUUAUGAACACUGUAUAUGUAUAUGUUUUAGCCAAUUCCUUUGUUUGUUUGAUGUCAUGCCAAACAUGACUAUUCAGAGUUGGCUAAAGCACAUAUAAAUGGGAAGACCAAGCUACAGUAUGUUUCUGCAGGGUUUUGAUAUUUGGGUUAUGAAUGUAUUGAUGUAGGUAGACAUUUUUACAGUUGGUUCUUUUGUGUUUUUUCUAGAUGACAGUGGCUGAUGAAAAACUUAACUGAAAUGAGAGAUACUGUGAUUAUAGUAUUGGUUUGAGUUAGAUCAAUGAUAUGACAGCCUUUAUGGGUUUAGUGAUUGCCUUCUGUGUUAAGUUAGGAGUGUUUUGGUUGUGGGAUUUUUGAAGGGUAUUACUAUUUAAAUUGUUAUAUUUAAUCUUUCCAUAUUUUAUUUUAGUAACUUAAUGUAUAUAUAUUUUCACAAUUGUACUGCAUGCAUAAUAUCAAUUAUAACCUAAAUACAUUUAAUAGCACCACAGCACAUCACUAACCAAUGAUGUCACUGCUAAUUGCAAUGCACAGUGUAAGGUGUAUUAUACCAAAAUGUAUAUUAGAAUAUCUUUAAAUAUGUAGCUAAUAUAUAGAGUUUAUGAAAUAUUGUGUUUAAAUAUUGUGAAAUAAGUGCAUGUAAAUCAUUUGAGUUUUGUCCAUGACUGAAACCAGAAGUGAAUAGAAUCAAGUGCCUUGGAAAGACUUGCAGCUUUAUGUCACACUGAUUAAUAAUAGUUAUGUAGUGUGAAUCCAAACAUGCGAUCUUGCAGUGCGAAGAGACUCAUAUUUUGUUUGUUUCACCUCCGGAAACCUGAAAACCAGGUUUGAUUGAACAGGACCCUGAGUACACAUGCUCUGUGUGAUUCUGUAAGGAAUCUCUGUCUGAUACUUUCACAGGUUUUUGUUCAUAUCUUGUUGUCCCACAACUUGGAUUCACUGUAUGUGAGUUCUGCAGUACAAUAGUAGUGAAACUAUCUUCAAUUUGCAGUCUGUCUACAACCACUGAACAAGUGCUUAGGGGUUUGAAAUGUAAUGACAGUCAAAUGCACAAAAAUAUACUGUAUUUCUUAUUACAUUUUAGUCAUUUAGCAGACACUCUUAU
This is a messenger RNA of Coregonus clupeaformis (lake whitefish), 7918 nucleotides long. It is a transcript of the gene ptpn20, whose product is annotated as protein tyrosine phosphatase non-receptor type 20. Gene Ontology annotation, molecular function: protein binding; protein tyrosine phosphatase activity. NCBI's taxonomy places the organism in Eukaryota, Metazoa, Chordata, Actinopteri, Salmoniformes, Salmonidae. Gene Ontology annotation, cellular component: cytoskeleton. The transcript has 41 exons. The record is from RefSeq and is a predicted model, not a curated record. Gene Ontology annotation, biological process: protein dephosphorylation. The coding region runs from base 1 to 6777 and encodes 2258 amino acids.